Puma concolor (puma) is the source of this 630-nucleotide messenger RNA. NCBI's taxonomy places the organism in Eukaryota, Metazoa, Chordata, Mammalia, Carnivora, Felidae. The record is from RefSeq and is a predicted model, not a curated record.
AGACUGAGCGUCCUGAGGGCAAUGGCUGGGUCUCUUCAUCUCUGUGUCCCCAGCUUCACCCAGCACAGGGCCAGACACCGAGUAGGCGUCGGUAGAUGUUUGCUGAAUUGAAUUGAAUCCCCACGGCAGCUCUGUGAGGCAGGCGGUGAGCUCUUCACGCAUCUGGAGCGAGAGGGCAUCUUCCUGGAAGACACGGCCUGUUUCUACCUGGCAGAGAUCACGCUGGCCCUGGGCCAUCUGCACUCCCAAGGCAUCAUCUACCGGGACCUCAAACCUGAGAACAUCAUGCUCAGCAGCCAGGGCCACAUCAAACUGACAGACUUUGGACUCUGCAAGGAGUCGAUCCAUGAGGGCGCCGUCACCCACACCUUCUGUGGCACCAUUGAGUACAUGGCCCCUGAGAUUCUGGUGCGCAGUGGCCACAACCGGGCGGUGGACUGGUGGAGCCUGGGGGCCCUGAUGUAUGACAUGCUCACUGGAUCGCCACCCUUUACUGCGGAGAACCGGAAGAAAACCAUGGACAAGAUCAUCAAAGGGAAGCUGACACUGCCCCCCUACCUCACCCCGGAUGCCCGGGACCUCGUCAAAAAGGUGGGCUCCGGGGACGCCUGGGGGCGCUCAGUCAGUUAA